Ornithorhynchus anatinus (platypus) is the source of this 4477-nucleotide messenger RNA. RefSeq names its product Ras association domain family member 9 (gene RASSF9). Gene Ontology annotation, biological process: signal transduction. The transcript is spliced from 2 exons. The record is from RefSeq and is a predicted model, not a curated record. NCBI's taxonomy places the organism in Eukaryota, Metazoa, Chordata, Mammalia, Monotremata, Ornithorhynchidae. The coding region runs from base 230 to 1528 and encodes 432 amino acids.
AACACAGCAUCAAUCAGUUAUGCUUACCAGUGUAUUCUGUCCAGUUCAGGAUUUAACGACUAAAGAAGGAUGUGGAAAACUCGGAAGGAGUUCAGAGGAGUAGAAGCAGAGAUGAUUAAGGGAUUAGAAAUUAAAUUUUGUGAAGAUCAAUGGGAUUAUUCAUCCUAGAGAAGAAAUGAUUGAAGUGUGCAGCUGUUCUCAAUCUCUACUGGGGACAGAAUAAGAGGAAAUGGAUUUAAACUGCAGAACUAAACAUUUAGGUUACAUAUCUCCAACCAGGGACAUGGACUCAGAAGAGAGGGAAAUUGUAGUUUGGGUUUGUCAAGAAGAAAAGAUUGUCUGUGGGCUAACCAAGCGAACUACUUCUGCAGAAGUGAUCCAGGCUCUGCUUGAGGAGCAUGAAACUGCAUUUGGAGAGAAACGACUUUUAUUUGGACAGCCUAAUGAAUACUGUAUCAUUGAAAAGUGGAGGGGUUCAGAAAGGGUUCUUCCUCCACUAACUAAAAUAUUGAGACUUUGGAAGGCUUGGGGAGAAGAGCAGCCCAAUAUGCACUUUGUUUUGGUCAAAGCAGAUGCAUUUAUCCCCGUUCCAUUAUGGCGAUCAGCUGAAGUUAAAUUAGUGGAAAGCACAGAAAGACAGUGGGAACUCAGCCCAGCUAAUUACAUGAAGACUCUGCCUUUGGAGAAGCAAAAGAGAAUUGUCCGAAAGACUUUCAGGAAGCUGGCUAAAAUUAAGCAAGGCACUGUCUCCCAAGACCGAGAUACCAUGGAAACAUUAGUUCAUCUGAUCAUUUCUCAGGACCAUACGAUCCAUCAACAAGUGAAGAGGAUGAAAGAACUAGACUUAGAAAUAGAAAAAUGUGAAGCUAAAUUCCAUUCGGAUCAGGGAAAAAAUGACGGAGAAAACUGUGGUCAGGAUUCUGGUUUCAUGGGUUGUCUCAGUGAGGCUGAUGAGAAGAUAGACUUCCGACAAGAUCAAAAUCAGGAGCUUGAGUGUUUAAGUGAUAAUGAUGGAAUUUUACAUAUGGAAGAACGACUGAAAUAUUACCGACUACUUAUUGAAAAGCUCUCUGCUGAAAUAGAAAAUGAAGUCAAAAGUGUUUGUGUAGACAUAAAUGAAGAUGCAGAGGGUGUAUCCAAGGCUGAACCUGAAGAUUCAAAUUUAGAAAGUGUCAAGUAUGAUUUGGAAAAGAGUAUGAAAACUGGAUUAAAAAUCCAUUCUCAUCUGAGUGGCAUUCAGAAAGAGAUUAAAUAUAAUGACUCGCUGCUUCAAAAGAAAGCAAAGGAAUAUGAACUCCUUGCAGAGGAAUUUAAUUCACUUCAUUUAACAAACAAAGAUGGCUGUCUGCCUAAUGAAGAUAGAAGAAAAUUUGCUGAGGGCACUAAAAGCAGCACCAUAGCAUUUCAUUCUUCUCAGAGGGCUUUUAAUUCAUAUAUCAACGACACAGACUCUGACACUGGUAUCAGCUCCACGCAUAGUCAAGACUCUGAAACUACUUUAGGGGAUGUGGUGCUGUUAUCUACAUAGUUUAAAUAGUUAAAUUGAUAAGUGGCUUAUAAUCCUUUCUAUGACUCUGUUUCAUGAUAGGGGAAAAACUUACCAAAAUCACAUUCUGAUAUCUGAACGCAUCCGUAAGAAGAAUUAAGUUAUUUGUUUGACCUAGUAACAGAUAAAAAGGAAAAAAAAAAUAGUUUGUCAAGUUUACUUAAUCGCAAAAAUAACACCUAAUUGAAUACCCAUUACUUCUUGAAAAGUGUGUAUUAUGUACAAUAGACACGCUUGGUUGGAAUAAUUCAUGUGUAGAUGGAGAAAUGAUAAUCAAUUUGAUUUUAGUGAAGUUUGUGUUUUAAGUGACACUUUCAAAAAGUAAGAUGUUCAUCUUUGAUAGUUGGAAAAUUUAAAUCAACAUUUGAAUAUGACAUGGGAAAACGCUCAAGUGACAAAAGACAUUUGGAAUUGUAAAGUCUGAAUAGCAUGUAGACACUAAGAGGUUAUCAUAUUUGCUAAUGGCCUCUAUUGGAAUAUUUGUUCUGUUAAUAAUUGAACCUUGGAUAUUUGCAUGGGACUUGAGUCUUUAGAUCUGAAGUAAAAGCAUAUAUUGGAACGGGUGAGAAUCAGUGGUGUUAGGGCAGGCAUGAAGACUAACAGUGCAUAUAUUUAGGAAUGUUUGAGGACAGGGCAGUGGAAGAGCUGCCGGCUACAUCAAUGAUUCCAAAGAGUUGUGUACUCAAGGCAGAGAGGGGAAAAAAAAUCAAGGCUUUCUUAUUCAACUUGCCUUAGCCCUGGCCUGCAGAGUUAUUUCCCCUUAAUCAAAUGCAGAUCCACACCAAAUUAUAGGAGAGGAAUACAGGGAGUGGGAGUCUUUCCCUAAUCUCUUGUCUAAUCUCUGUAGCCCAUUAGAAAGUGGACCAGAAUUUAUGGCACAAGUGGUUUCAGGAAAGUUGGCUUAGACUUGUGAUAUUUCAGUAAUUUAAAUCUACAUGUAUUUUUUUUCUGUCUCAUAGAUAUCAUGAGUUAAAACAAUUAAGUUCACAAUCUGUUUAGUCAAUAAAAUAUUUCAGGAGUUAGAAUCACUGUUAUUAACUGUCCCUUGAUAUUAUCAUUCAUUGCAUUUACUAGAAUGAUGUCUUUAAUGCAGGAAUUGGUCUAAAAAAACAAAAGCUUAAUAGAUUUACUGUUCCAUCCACAUCUCCCUUUUUAAAAUCUUGGAUAAUUCGUCACCUCUAUUUCUUCCAUCCAUCUACCCUCUACCCUCAGGGAAAACUCUUUUUGUUAGGAUUUCUUCCCAUUUGGAGAGUGCCUGAAAUUUUCUGAGGUCACUUCAAAACACCUGAAGCAUUACAAGAUCAAGAAUAUGGCAUUGUCAAGUUUUGUUGAACCUAUUACUGGAAGGAUGUAGGAAGUUAUUUUAAGCAAAGCAGAAAUAGAUAAGAAUUACUUACAACUGUCAUUUGGAAUGGUGAAAGCAUUGCUUUCUCUUUCAAACUGAUAAAUAUACCACUAAAACAUUUCUUUAGGGAGCAAUUAAAUAUUCAAUUGUUUAAAUUAUUAAAUAUCCUUGACAUUCAGUAGGGGAAACAAAUCUAUGACAAAAAAUUUGUACACUAAUCUGCUACUGUUCACUUUGUAGCACUUUGUAGCAUCUUCUGUAUGUACAGUUUUACAUCCUGAAACCAUAAAUGUGACAAUACACCUAUUCUUUACUAUAUGGAGCACCUUAAUUUGUAGAUCAUUUUAUAAUUGCAUUAUACAGACUAGAAAACCAUCUUUGAGCAUAUUAUAGUUAAAUGGCUAUGGUAAGCACCUAGUGUAGAAAAAAAUAAAUGAUUUGAGAUGAUUAUGAAAGGUCAUCCUUUUGCUAUAACACUGUACUAUUGCUUUUACCUAGGAAGAAUUGUGCUUAUGUUUAAUAUUCAUAGAGCUAUAGGCAAAAAAUAUAGUUUAUACUUUAUAGUGGAUCGUUUUAUCUACUCUGUAGUAGUAUGGCAGAUUGAAUUUCAUUUUGUAAAACUGAUAAACUAUAUUAGAGUAAGAAAAAAUAGGAAAGCAUGGCUAAAUUUUCUAUUUCAGAAGCUUAUAUUUUUCUCUAAAUUAUAGUAUGGUAGAAUUAUGACUAUGACACAUAUCUUGUAUACUAGAUAAAACUCUAGUUGAAAUAACCAUGUGAGAUGGAGCAUUGUAACGACUGACCAAAUCAUUUAUAUCAAUUUAAAUUAUUUUGUUUACCUGAGAAUUGAGGCGGGAGAGAGAGAGAGACUGAGGAGUUAAAAUCUUCAAGUAUCUGAGAUAUUCCUCUUUCAAAUCCCAGAAUUGCUUUCAGGUCUUACCUGAGCAUGAAUCUGCUGUCUCCAGCUUGAAUGGUCAAGCUAGUCAAUUCUCAAGCAUUGAUGGUAUGUGUAAAGUAAUCGAUGAUUGGUGCAAAAGCUGAUGUUUCCAGUACCUGAACAUAUGCUUUUUCCUAGAAUUUUUCCCGAAGCAGAUCAGCAAAAUUCCAGGACUCCCCUGGUUAAACUGGGAUUUGUAUAGCUAACAGAUAUAAACAAUACACUUUAUUCUUUAACUUUAUGGGAUAUAUGGUUUAGAUUGCAAAACUGGAGUCAGGGAAACUUUUCAUUAUAUUGAUAUUUCCUAAAAAUGUAAAAAGCUCUUUUUUUUUCUGUUUACAAACCUAGUAUAUUUUUACAUUCAAGUAUGCAUCCUAUCCCUGAAUUUGAAUUAAGACCUUUAAUUUUUACAAUUAUUUAAAUAUCUUGCAUUCUAAACAUGUGGCUGAAUUUCAUGUGACUUAGGGGUGUAACUGAAUUCAUUCACAUUUCAAGUGCUUUUUCCUCCAAUUUCUAAAGACACAUUUCUUGUUGAUAGACCAUACCCUUCUCCUGUCUUGUUGACCCAGAAAAUUUAGUAUCAGAUGAAAAUUGUUUUGAUUUACUGAAACUGUAGAAGAUAUAGAACAUUAAAGGAAUAAUUCAUUUUUUA